AUGGUGUUGGACGAGGAGCCCAUACUGGUGGAGCAGACAGAGGUCGAUGAAGGGAAGAGCGAGGAACUCAUGGAUGUAGACCCGCUCGUCAAGUCGGAGACGGGUGAUGUGAUGAGUGGCGGCGACUCGUCAGCGGCGGUGUGUUCAGAGGGCAGCGCCGCCCGCGCCAGGGAACAGCUCGCGAUGGCUUGUUCCGUGGUGCUCGAGCGCCUCCGCGGCGACGAGACUGUUCACGGUGGAGGCAAACCAUACCGCUGCGAACACUGUGGCAAGCAUUUCAUGAACAAGUCUGUUUUACGAGAACACAUUCAAGACACCCACUCAUUGACCGGACAGAAACCAUUUGCUUGUGAUUUUUGUAGUUCUACGUUUUGCACAGAAUCGCUUGUAACAGAACACGAGAAAAGCGAACAUGGUGUAACAAAUUUCAUGUGUGCUGAGUGUGAGUAUACAACGAGUUCCAAGAAAAGUUUGGAGACUCAUUUAAAGAGUCAUUCUUUGGGGAAUAAUUUUAAUUGUAGUCACUGUAGUUACACAAGUUCGUGUAAAAGUGAUUUAUACAAACACCAAAUAUUACACGCGGGAAAUCCUUUUAAAUGUAGCGACUGUGAUUUCAAAUGCAAUGUUGAAUCAAACCUGCGACGUCACCAGAAGACGCACAACCGGAGGCACCAGAGAAUACUCACUGAAAAACAGCCUUAUAAAUGUUGUCAUUGCGACUACAAGUGCAAAGAUAUGUCAGACUUACGAAAACACGAAAGGACUCAUACUGGCGAGAAGCCUUUUCAAUGUAGCCACUGUGAUUACAAAUGCAGCUGGAAGUCAAACUUACUAGUUCACCAAAGAACACACACUGGAGAGAAGCCGUACAAAUGUAGUCAUUGCGACUACAAGUGUAAGUCUAGCUCAGACUUACGAAGACAUGACAGGACACAUACUGGGGCGAAGCCAUUGCAAUGUAGCAACUGUGAUUAUAAAUGCGCUCAGAAAGAAAGCUUAAAAAUUCACCAGAGGAUACACACUGGAGAAAAGCCUUAUAAAUGUAGUCAUUGCGACUACAAGUGUAGUGUUAGUUCUAAUUUACGAGAUCAUGAAAGGACACACACUGGCGAGAAGCCUUUUCAGUGUAGCCACUGUGAUUACAAAUGCAGGCUGAAAUCAUAUUUAAAAAGACACCAGAUGACACAUACUGGAGAACAGCCGUACAAAUGCAGACAUUGUGACUACAAGUGCAGUCAUAGUUCAACCUUACGAUACCACGAAAUGUCACAUACUAGCGAGAAGCCUUUUCAGUGUAGCCACUGUAAUUAUAAAUGCAGGAUUAUAUCACAUUUGAAAACACACCAGAUGACACAUACUGGCGAGAAGCCUUUUCAGUGUAGCCAAUGUAAUUAUAAAUGCAUUCGGAAAUCACAUUUAAAAAUACACCAGAUGACACACACUGGCGAGAAGCCUUUUCAGUGUAGCCAAUGUAACUAUAAAUGCAGCUUGAAAUCACAUUUAAAAAUCCACCAGAUGUCACACACUGACGAGAAGCCUUUUCAGUGUAGCCACUGUAAUUAUAAAUGCAGGAGUAUAUCACAUUUGAAAACACACCAGAUGACACAUACUGGCGAGAAGCCUUUUCAGUGUAGCCAAUGUAAUUAUAAAUGCAUUCGGAAAUCACAUUUAAAAAUACACCAGAUGACACACACUGGCGAGAAGCCUUUUCAGUGUAGCCAAUGUAACUAUAAAUGCAGCUUGAAAUCACAUUUAAAAAUCCACCAGAUGUCACACACUGACGAGAAGCCUUUUCAGUGUAGCCACUGUAAUUAUAAAUGCAGGCUGAAAUCACAUUUAAAAAUACACCAGAUAACACAUACUGGAGAACAGCCUUACAAAUGCAGACAUUGUGACUACAAGUGCAGUCAUAGUUCAACCUUACGAUACCACGAAAUGACACAUACUGGCGAGAAGCCUUUUCAGUGUAGCCACUGUAAUUAUAAAUGCAGACUGAAAUCAAAUUUAAAAAUUCACCAGAGGACACACACACUGUAGAACAGCCUUACAAAUGCAGACAUUGUGACUACAAGUGCAGUCAGAGUUCAAACUUACGAUACCACGAAAUGUCACAUACUGGCGAGAAGCCUUUUCACUGUAGCCACUGUAAUUAUAAAUGCAGUCAAAAGUCACGUUUAAAAAUACACGAGAGGACACACACUAGAGAAAAGUCUUUCAAAUAUAGGUAGGUAGUCAUUGUGAUAAAUCAACCCAGCGAUGUCACCAGAAGACGCUUGGGACGAAGGUUAAAACGUAGCAACAGCGAGUACAAGAGCGACCUGCAGUACAACAGCACCUGCUAAGACGCCGGGUGAUACACACGGGAGAGAAACCUUAUAGGGAACGUUCGGGUUGGAGGGUAUGCCACAUUUUGACCUAAAUUUAUUUAUUUAAUUAGUU
This is a messenger RNA of Cydia amplana, 2439 nucleotides long. Its product is annotated as oocyte zinc finger protein XlCOF6-like. The transcript is spliced from 4 exons. Lineage: Eukaryota; Metazoa; Arthropoda; Insecta; Lepidoptera; Tortricidae. Bases 1 to 2037 code for a protein of 678 amino acids. The record is from RefSeq and is a predicted model, not a curated record.